This is a messenger RNA of Phytophthora sojae, 1983 nucleotides long. RefSeq lists its product as hypothetical. NCBI's taxonomy places the organism in Eukaryota, Oomycota, Peronosporomycetes, Peronosporales, Peronosporaceae. The coding region runs from base 1 to 1983 and encodes 660 amino acids. The record is from RefSeq and is a predicted model, not a curated record. Gene Ontology annotation, biological process: protein O-linked glycosylation. The transcript has 8 exons. Gene Ontology annotation, molecular function: protein binding; glycosyltransferase activity.
AUGACCCGCAGCUGGGCGUGGCUGGGCGCGGCCUGCGCGUGCGUCUGCGUCGCUCUGGCCGCGGCGCUGUCGCCGGGCUUCAACGACCCCAUGCCGUACUACACGUUCCCGCUGCUGGAGAUCCUGCACCCGCUGAACGGUCUGCUGCUGGCGCAGACGGAGCUGCAGGUGGAGAUCGAGGUGCGCGGCGAGCUGCUGGGCGGCGGCCUGCACCGCUCGCGCGUGUGCGUGCUCAUGCAGCCGGCCUACGUGCCGCCGGACGUGGUGCUGGACCCGGGCGCCGCCGAGCUGGACGAGUCGUGCUUCGACCAGAGCCUCAACUACACGACGUUCCACGUGGCGGGGCUCGUGCCCGGCCUCUCGUACGCGCUCACCGUGGGCCUGGAGAACGACGGCAACAUGGUGGCGCUGUCCACGCGCACGUUCUCCGUCGGGUCCAUCCUGCUGCCGGGCGUGGACGGCCGACUGAGUGUCGACGACGCGCUGGAGGCCGGCGCGAGACUGCACAACGCCAGGGACCGCGUCACGGCCUCGCGGAUCUACCGCUACGUGCUCGAGAUCUUCCCGGACCACCCGCAGGCGCAGCAUCUGCUGGGGCUGGCGCUGUAUCAAGACGGCGAGUCGGAGCAGGCGCUGUCGUAUCUGCGUCGGGCCGUGCAGGCGAACGAGAGCGAGGAGAAUUUCCACAACUCGCUCGGGAUUUGCCUCAAGUCGUUGGGGCGGGUGGACGAAGCCAUUCGACACUACCGUCGAGCGCUGGAGCUCAACCCGAUGGAGGUCCAAGCUUCGAUUAAUCUGGGAGAUGCGAUGCAGUCGCAGGGUAAGUGGGAGGAGGCGCUCAAAGAGUACAGCAAGCCGGGGAAGGCGGAGAAUCUGGCGAAAGAUGCCACCGGCAGAAUGUGCGAGCUUAUUCGAGUCACGGACGGCUGGUACCAUGCCGACCGCUGUUUGAAUGAGGCGCUCGAACGCUGGCCGGACGAGCCAGUGUUUCACAAUGACCGCGGGAACUUGCUGGCCAACGCCGGUCAGUUUGAAACUGCGCUGGACGAAUAUCAGCGGUCUUCUAGUCUCGGCUUGCUUGCUGGCAUGUUAAACCUUGCGGAUACCUUGGAGGCACUUGGGGAGACACAGAAAUGCAUUGAUAUGUAUGAUCAGAUUCUUGGGAAAGAUUUCGACGACAGAUUUCACCCUCGUACUCGAAUUAUGGUAAUGAGAGCGACGGUUCUGCCCCGUGUACUUCCAUCGACGCAAAAGGAGAUUGAUGACAGUCGAGAUCGCUUUGAACGGGAGGUGGAGGCAUUGCUGCACAACCUCGACUCGCUCGACAAGACAGAAGUAGACCCGAAUCGAGUCUCGAUAUCCACCGCAAUCACGCUGACAGCGCACAACCGAAACAACCGUGAGCUCAAGUCAGCCAUGGGUUAUUUGUACUGGCAGCUGCUGUAUCAACGGCAGAUUAUGCGCGAAGAUUACGUAGCAAGUUACGGUAUCGUGCCACUUCCCUACACUCAACGAAGCGAGGAUAUCAGCAGACCUGCGAUUGGUCCGCGGCGCUUACGGGUUGGAUUUGUGUCCCGAUACAUUUUUAAUUCGGCUGUGGGGCUUUACAUGUCGGAGUUAAUACCUAUGUUCAACCGCGAAAAGUACGAGAUCAUUGUUUUUGCGAUCAGCCAAAGUAAGUCAAUGAAGGUGGUGAAGGAAGUCGAAGCAAUCACCGAGACGAUUGUUGCUCUUCCGAAAGACGUACGAAUUGCACGUGAAGAAAUUCGCGCCUGGAACAUGGACGUUAUCAUUUACCCCGAGCUCGGGAUGGACAAAACAACGUACUUCGUGUCACUUGAUCGGCUUGCUAAGGUUCAAGCUGUUUGGUGGGGUAAUGCCGACACGUCGGGUGUACCAACAAUGGAUUAUUAUCUCACCAGCGAGCACGAACACGAGAACUCCAACUCGCACUAUUCGGAAGCCGUGUACCAAUUUAGGUAA